This is a messenger RNA of Triticum aestivum (bread wheat), 1020 nucleotides long. RefSeq lists its product as uncharacterized. The coding region runs from base 1 to 1014 and encodes 337 amino acids. The record is from RefSeq and is a predicted model, not a curated record. NCBI's taxonomy places the organism in Eukaryota, Viridiplantae, Streptophyta, Magnoliopsida, Poales, Poaceae. The transcript is spliced from 3 exons.
AUGGUCACCAUCGUUAACGCCACCCAAAAACACCGCUGCCAGAAAUCGCUGCCGCCGCCGCCCAACACCGAAUUAAGGGAGAGAAUAGAUGAUGGUACAAGCGCUGUGCACCAGCUCUUAUAUAGCCCGACAAUGAGUAGACAUGGCCACCGCCGUGAACGAGCACGUCCUGCUCAGCCAUCCCGACAAGCUGGUCCUGCUCGCCGAGAUCCCGGCCGCAGACUCGUGCGGCUCGUCGUCACGUUCCGGCUGCUCGUCGAGCAAUGCAGCGACUACGGCGGCGGUCCCGUGGACGUCGACACGAUGGAGGACGUGUCCUGCCGCGUGCCGCUCCGCGACCUGGGCCGCCGGGGCGCCGCGGACCGGGUGUUCACAGACCUCGUGGCCAGGCUCGACAACCCGAUGAUACGCCCGGAGGUCGCGAUGGAGGCCAGGAGGGCGGCGGAGCGCGUCGGGGCGAGACGCGGCGCGCUCGACGAGCUCGGCGGCAUGGAGUUCCGCCUCCGCGUGGUGUUCGUCGACGAUGACGCGUCCGAGGAGCAGGCAGCGUCGGACGACGACGACGAUGAGAGCGGGAGCGACAUGGAGUUCGGGGAAUUCGACCUGAGCGGCGCGCGGAGCCUGCACGGCGAGCGGGCCGUCGCCGCGUACGAGGACGACGACGAUGACGAGGACGGCUGCGGCGCCCAGUUCACGGUGCGCCAGUACCGCGGCGCCCGCGCGGGGGAGGGAGCGAACCUGCUGCUGUCGGGCUUCGAGGCGCGCUCGGACGGCCCCGAGCUGACCGAGCAGCACGAGCUGACGUCGCAUGACAUGCACCGCCUCGUGCACCUGGCGCUGGAAGGGGGCGCGAGCAUGGAGGACGACGAGGCCUACCAGCGAGCGCUGGCCGGCGGCACGGCCGUGUCCCGGGCGUCGCGCGCCGCCAUGGUCGACCAGGCGCUGCAGUCCGCGAGCCAGCAGCAGCAAUCCAAGUCACCGAGCCCGAUCUUUCCGAUGCGUUCCGGAUUCUGAUGCCUG